AUUGACUGACGCGUCACCCGCCCAAUCGGCGGCCGGGAGGCUCCCAGGGGGCGCCGGGCAGUGGCGCGGCAGAAAAGGGAGGGCGGGCCCGUCGGCCUCCGAGCCGGGUUUCUCCUCCGCGGCCCCCAGCCAGCCAGCAAGUUCGGGCGAGGCCCUUUGCUGCGCUCGGGGCGGCGUCUCGGGCUCAGUGUGGUGGGAGGCGGCAGAGGGAGCGGACGCGGCGGCGAAGGGGCCGGGGCGGCGAGGCGGGCGAGGAGGAUGCCGAUGCGGCUGCGCGUGGCGGCAGGAGUGGCGGCAGGAGGAGGAGGCUGCGGCGGCGGCGGCAGCAGCAGCGCCGGACGGCGGUAGCCGGGCCGAGGCCGUCGAGCGGCCGGCGGGCGGGCGGGCAGGCGACCGACCGACCCCGGCAAGCAUGGAGGAGAAGGCGUCCAAGGAGGAGGGCGAGGCCGAGAUCCAGGAGCUGCACGGGCCCGAGCACUGGUUCAGCAAGUGGGAGCGGCAGUGCCUGGCCGAGGCCGAGCAGGACGAGGGCGCGCUGCUGCUGCCGCCCGAGCUGCAGGACGACGAGGAGGCCGCGGCCGCCGCCGCCGCCGCCCCGCCGCAGCCCGAGCACAAGCAGCAGAAGCUCUGGCACCUCUUCCAGAACUCGGCCACCGCCGUGGCGCAGCUCUACAAGGACCGCGUGUGCCAGCAGCCGGGCCUCUCCCUCUGGGUUCCCUUCCAGAACGCGGCCACUGCCGUCACCAAUCUCUACAAAGAAAGUGUGGAUGCCCACCAGCGGAGUUUCGAUGUAGGAAUCCAUAUUGGCUACCAGCGUCGCAAUAAGGACGUGUUGGCGUGGGUUAAAAAGCGCAGAAGAACUAUUCGCAGAGAAGACUUAAUCAGCUUCCUGUGUGGGAAAGCCCCUCCUCCUCGAAACUCUAGAGCUCCCCCAAGACUGACUGUAGUAUCCCCUAACCGAGCAACGCCGACAGAAACUAGCUCCUCUGUGGAGACGGACUUGCAGCCCUUCCGAGAAGCCAUAGCCCUCCAUGGUCUCAGUGGUGCGAUGGCUAGCAUAAGUGUUCGCUCCAGUACCCCGGGCUCUCCCACUCACGUGAGCAGCAGCUCCAACAGUAGUCGAAGGAGAAAUGGACUCCAUGAUGUUGACUUGAACACUUUCAUAUCCGAAGAAAUGGCACUCCACUUGGACAAUGGUGGAACUAGAAAGCGUACCUCAGCCCAGUGCGGUGAUGGCAUUACGGACUCCCCGACCCAUAAACGCAAUCGUAUGAUCUAAAUGGCAAAUCCUUUGACCUUCCCUCGCCCCCCCACCAUGCUGCUUGAAAGCCACUUGGGUCCUCAGCAUACUAUUGGGGAAAACCAACCUGAGGCACCCUCCUCCUGAGUCACACAGAUCCAAUAAUUGCCAUAAAGGAAAGCUUACGUACUGACGGUAGAUUCUUCUUGUAACGACAGCUUUCUUCAAAUUAGAUUCUUUAGCAGAGGACUUCCCAUGUUGUGUAGUAGCUAGCAAGCUCAUGAGGCAGAACAGGCAUCCGUUCCAAGGCUAAAAGUGACCUUACUUGUACUCUUAAAGGGAAAAGGAAAUAUCAGAUGUUUAUUUGGUUAUAGAAAUGCUUUUUUGUCCUUUCUUUCUUGCCGUGUUGAAAUAUUUGCUUCAACAGUAUUGCCAUUUUUUUACAACAGUGUCAAAACCAUGACUUGGCAUGUAAGACCUACAGGCUUCCUUUCCUGAAUCUUAUCUAUCUUUUUUUUUCCUUUUAAAGCUCUACUGGGCACAAUUUCUGUAUAGUAAGUGUGCAAGUUAUAAUACGUAUUGGCCUGUACCCUUUUUUAAGUUUCAAAAGCAGUUGUUGGUGGCUGUGUGGUAAAUGUAUAGAGAUUCUACAAUGGUUUAUGCAAUGGCUACUAAAUCAAUACUCAAAG
Hemicordylus capensis (graceful crag lizard) is the source of this 1929-nucleotide messenger RNA. It is a transcript of the gene HAPSTR1, whose product is annotated as HUWE1 associated protein modifying stress responses. Lineage: Eukaryota; Metazoa; Chordata; Lepidosauria; Squamata; Cordylidae. The transcript has 4 exons. The record is from RefSeq and is a predicted model, not a curated record. The coding region runs from base 413 to 1279 and encodes 288 amino acids.